GCUUUUUUCAAGAUGCGCUAAGAUUUCGGAAGAUGUGAAUACUUACGUCGACAAACGGUUUAGAUUCAAUUUUUCAGGGUGGGGUUGCUGGGCCAGAUCGAUGAAGCUGUUCGCGAUAUUUUAAUUUCCGCGUUGCGCUUUGGUAUCACGUGAUGCCGCAGCCUACCUGCCGCGCGGCAGCGUUUACCGAUGCCGAUCCGAUCCCAGCAGCAGAUAUUCAGGUAACGAUUCAACUUUUGAAUGAAUUGACAAUAUUUCUUUAGUUCGCAAUAGUUUUAGUGAUCUAUAUGUGACGGCUAAAACACUUCAUAACUAUGACAAUUGUUGCUGUCGGACAACUAUGCUCGACGGGGAACCUGGCGCACAACCUCUCCCGAUGUCAAAUCCUGGUUAAAAAGGCAGUCAAUGCUAGCGCAAAGGCACUAUUCCUCCCCGAAGCAUCAGACUACAUAGCCUCAUCGCCUGCCGAAACAGUGUUGCUCGCACAAUCCGUACACCAGAGCCCUUUCGUUCUCGGCCUACAGAAGGAAGCUCGAGAAUCGAAGGUGUCAAUUAACGUAGGUAUCCACGAGCCAGCCCAGGGGGGUGAGAAGGUGAAGAAUACAUUGAUAUGGAUUGAUGAAACGGGAGAGAUCACACAAAGGUAUCAGAAAAUACAUCUGUUUGAUGUUGAUAUCAUGGAUGGCCCUGUGUUGAAGGAGAGCAGGAGCGUCGAGAAAGGGAUGGAAAUACUACCUCCUUUCAAUACCCCAGUUGGCAGAGUUGGCCUAAGCAUUUGCUUUGAUCUCCGCUUCCCAGAAAUCAGUCUAUCACUCAGAAGGCAGAACGCACAGAUAAUAACCUACCCAUCCGCAUUCACAGUGCCAACCGGCCAGGCACACUGGGAGACUCUACUGCGGGCACGAGCCAUCGAGACACAGGCAUAUGUCAUUGCAGCAGCGCAAGCCGGUGCCCACAACCACAAGAGAAUCAGCUAUGGACAUUCAAUGAUAGUAAAUCCGUGGGGUGAGGUAGUUGCUAAACUUGGGGGAGGGAGCCUAUCGCAAGAGCCGGAAAUUGCCGUCGCUGAUAUUGAUUUGGAACUUUUGGAGAAGGUGAGGAGGGAGAUGCCUUUGCUGAGGAGGAUAGAUGUAUACCCCGAGAUAUAGGCUCUUCCCUAUUACGCUGGUUGAACAUUUUAUGAUGAACUAGACAGUAUACCACUUGGUAGCUGGUUCCACUAAGAAUUUGGAUAAAGUUCCUCUUUUUGUCUAGUGCCAACAAACGGAGCUCGAUGCAGAUAUGCUCUGGCUUGCAUAUAUCCAGAUAGAUGUGUGUAGAGAUGUGAUAUUUUACAUCAGCUUGGUGGUUCUAGUAAGCUGGAUAUGGACUGCGACCAAAACCCAAACUUUGAUCUACAGCCUCCCAUAUCGACAAUUGAAACGGGAUUUGGAUUAAGCCUCCAAGAAUAGGGAAAAGCAAAUAGAAAACUAAAGGAAAAGAGACAAGGCGGCAAUGCCCGAGACAUGCAUCGUAAAGAAACUAACUCGAAAAUGACAAAAUAACAAUUCCACUCCGUCUCACACUUUCCCCACAAAACGAAUUCGGGUGAAAUGUCCGAU
Messenger RNA from Blastomyces dermatitidis ER-3, 1601 nucleotides. RefSeq names its product nitrilase. Gene Ontology annotation, molecular function: hydrolase activity, acting on carbon-nitrogen (but not peptide) bonds, in linear amides. The record is from RefSeq and is a predicted model, not a curated record. NCBI's taxonomy places the organism in Eukaryota, Fungi, Ascomycota, Eurotiomycetes, Onygenales, Ajellomycetaceae. The coding region runs from base 315 to 1148 and encodes 277 amino acids. The transcript is spliced from 5 exons.